Talaromyces rugulosus is the source of this 1467-nucleotide messenger RNA. RefSeq lists its product as uncharacterized. The transcript has a single exon. The coding region runs from base 1 to 1467 and encodes 488 amino acids. NCBI's taxonomy places the organism in Eukaryota, Fungi, Ascomycota, Eurotiomycetes, Eurotiales, Trichocomaceae. The record is from RefSeq and is a predicted model, not a curated record.
AUGGCCAUGGCGGAAACUUCAAACCCCAGUGGUGAGUACCUCAACGCAAGCCUGAACGCAGCAGUUAAAUUGACAUGUACGUGGAAAGAUCGCCAUAGUCGCCGCAAGCCAUUCGCCAGUUGGAUGAAACGUCUAGCCAAUCUAAAACACUCAUCGUCAGAUUCUCCUUCAAGCAGAACAUCCGGAAAACGAGGCAACAAGGGCAAGGGACAAAAUGGGCUCAAGAACAACCCAUACCCACUGUCGGGCACACCUGCACGACCUGGGUCGCCGCAUAGCUAUAAUGACACUAUCUCAUACACCGGGUCGGGUAUGCAGGGCCCCGAGCAAGGGUUAAGUCAGCAGUCUCUCCGCGCCUCCGUUUCCGAGCACAAUAUUCUAGGGAACAGCGCAAAGUCGACUGCUCCCACGCUAUCCACCAACGGCGACACAACACGUUCCGAGACAGGCUACUCGAAAGCUGGCACAAUGGCAACAGGCCAUGGUGGCGUGACAGGAGGAGGAGAGGGGAGCACUUUCUCAUCACCUGCUCCCUCGGUGCGCUCGUUGACUACAACCUUGACAACCGUACAGUCCACCGCACCCUCGACUCAGAUAUAUGGAGCUUACAACAACCAGGCGCACAAUGGAUCAAGCGUCCCGCACGUGAAUUCCUCCCAGAACAACAAUGUCAACCAGCAAGUUCAUUUUUCGCACCAAUUCCCACCCUCGCCUGCGUCUGCUGUGCCGCCGCAUCUGGCGCCCAAUGGCCUCCCAACUACAUACAGUUCGGCAACAGCUAAUAGCCUUCUCACCGAUAAUGCGUCUAUACUCACUCUCGCCUCGUCAUCGAAACGCCGGCGCAGAAACUCCCUCGACACCAAUGCCUCGGUGCGAGCACUUGCGCCGUCGUCUGUUUUCGGUGGCAGUCGCGAGAGUCUACCGCUGAGCGUGCUCAGCGCCAACGUUGGUGAAGCAUCCAACGCCUCAGUCUCAAAUGUCCCCGGUGUACUCGGCCGUCAAAGCCUAGGAGGACUGGCCAACGCAGAGCGAAUAAGCGUCUACUCGGCGUCUGGCACGACUCCACUUAUUGCUGGCGGAGAUCGGGGCAGUCUGAUAGCUAGCAAGCAAGGCGACAACGGCAGUAUCCGCAGUGGCAUACACGGCCAUACACGAAACGAUAGCACCACCGGCAGCACUACAGGAAUCACACCCCCAACAAGCGUACCGCCUACCACCACCACCAGCAGCAGCAACAACACAACCACCACAACCACCCCGGCGGGCUCAACAAAUGCCGCGAUGCCAGGUCGAAUCAGCCGCCGCAGCUCCACAUGGGGCGAGAUCUCUGGCGAGGGCGAAGAAGACGCUUCUGAGCACCAGGGCCCUGCCGACGGAGAUGAUAAGAUUUUGUUUUCCAAGGAAAUCUCAUCCCUAGAGGGGAAAGAAAAUGAAAAAGGACCAGAGACCUUGGCUGGAUUCGUGUGA